AUGCCCGGGGAGGCUGCACGCGCUGAAUUGCCACUGCCUGAGGCAGGAGGGCCAGGAUCCCGCACAGGGUGGGGUCCAGCUGCUUCGCAAGCACACACAUUCAUUCACACACCUACGUGUGCCGCGCCUCACUCCUGCACUCCUCCUCCUCCCUCACAGUUGCGGACGAAGCUGUCAUCGCAGGAGAUCCAGCAGUUUGCAGCGCUGCUGCAUGAGUACCGCAACGGGGCCUCGAUCCACGAGUUCUGCAUCAGCCUGCGGCAGCUCUAUGGGGACAGCCGCAAGUUCCUGCUGCUUGGUUUGAGGCCCUUUAUCCCUGAGAAGGACAGUCAGCACUUUGAAAACUUCCUGGAGACCAUUGGAGUGAAAGAUGGCCGUGGCAUCAUCACCGACAGCUUUGGCAGGCAUCGCCGUGCCCUGAGCACCACGUCCACCUCUACCACCAACGGGAACAGAACCACAGGCAGCCCUGACGACCGGUCGGCGCCUUCGGAGGGGGAUGAGUGGGACCGCAUGAUCUUGGACAUCAGUAGUGACAUUGAAGCCUUAGGCUGCAGCAUGGACCAGGACUCGGCGUGAUGGGUCGUGACAGCAUACACUCGUCUCACACAGCCAUUCCAGGCCUUCCUGGGAGGAGAUGCCUGGACCUGACCGUCAGCCCUUCCCGGCUAGGAGCCAGGGAGGGGCUGCAGACACAGGUGGCUGUGGUGGCCAGGUCCCCUACUGUGAAGGAGUGGAGAGCUGCCACAGGACAUGUGCCCCAACACAGGGCAGAAGCCUCUGUGCCUCUUCCUCAGGGGCUCAGCGAUGCCUGUAGCAUAUCCCCACUCGGGGAGGGCCAGGUGCAUCUGGCAGGAAGAGCCAGUCCUGUCGGCCUGGCCCUGGACAGCUGAUAUUUUGCACAUGAUUUUCCUCUUCUAACUCUCAGAGACCUUAAAAAGAAGUUUACUACAAUGUGAAUAAUUUAAU
Onychomys torridus (southern grasshopper mouse) is the source of this 969-nucleotide messenger RNA. RefSeq names its product cerebral cavernous malformations protein 2 homolog. The transcript is spliced from 3 exons. Gene Ontology annotation, biological process: heart development; vasculogenesis. The coding region runs from base 1 to 579 and encodes 192 amino acids. NCBI's taxonomy places the organism in Eukaryota, Metazoa, Chordata, Mammalia, Rodentia, Cricetidae. The record is from RefSeq and is a predicted model, not a curated record.